Botrytis cinerea B05.10 is the source of this 892-nucleotide messenger RNA. It is a transcript of the gene Bclot6, whose product is annotated as Bclot6. Gene Ontology annotation, cellular component: cytosol. The record is from RefSeq and is a predicted model, not a curated record. Bases 184 to 828 code for a protein of 214 amino acids. Lineage: Eukaryota; Fungi; Ascomycota; Leotiomycetes; Helotiales; Sclerotiniaceae. The transcript has a single exon. Gene Ontology annotation, molecular function: oxidoreductase activity; FMN binding.
GAAUCAAAAAAAAAAUAGAACUUUGACAGUUUUUGUCAGCCAAGAGUUCGUGUCAGCUACUAAAAAUUUCCCCCAUUGACGGCGGAUAACACGGACGUUGCAGGAGUCCUGCGCCUCACCUUCAACUUCACGCGCCUGGAUCUUUUUCAUCUACACACACCUGCCAGCAAAGAUCUCAUUUAAAUGUCUACGAAUAAUUUGCACGAUGAAUACCACAGAGCAUCCAAGUCCAUCGCGGUGAUCACCUGCAGCACACGCCCGUCUCGUAUUGGUCAUUUGAUCGCGCAGCACGUUAUCGUCGAACUCAGCUGUCACCUCUCCAAGCUCGACAGAAAUGAUCUUCAUCUGUCAUCCAUUGAUAUGCUUUCGCAUAUGCUACCAUUUCUCGAUGAACCAGGAGUGCCCUCCAAACUUCCAGCAGCAAACCCAACUCCACAUUACACCAAAGCACAUACUCGUGAAUGGUCUAUUGAGGUUCUCAAACAUAGUGCUUUCAUCUUCGUCAUUCCUCAGUACAAUUGGGGCUAUCCGGCAGUGAUCAAGAACGCCAUGGACUAUCUCUAUCAUGAGUGGGCUGGCAAGCCCGUGUUUGUCGUGAGUUAUGGAGGUCAUGGUGGAGGCAAAGCAGCAGCGCAGCUGGUUCAAGUGUGUCAAGGGCUCAGGAUGAGACCACUUUUUCAAACCGUGGGAUAUCAAAUUAAUCUCGAGGAAUCUUGUCAGCAUUUGGAAUCCGGAGAAUUUUCGUCAGAACGUCUCCAAAUUUGGAAAUCUGACAAUGUAGAAGAUGAACUGCAAGCAAGGUUCUUGGAACUUGUUGAAUUAAUAUAAAUUUACACAUAAGAAAUACGUCUUGCUAGGAUUUAAAAUAAAGAUACGCACUGCUGAGUAUUCA